Mercurialis annua (annual mercury) is the source of this 1696-nucleotide messenger RNA. Its product is annotated as cytochrome P450 81Q32-like. The transcript has 2 exons. Bases 65 to 1600 code for a protein of 511 amino acids. Gene Ontology annotation, molecular function: iron ion binding; oxidoreductase activity, acting on paired donors, with incorporation or reduction of molecular oxygen; monooxygenase activity. The record is from RefSeq and is a predicted model, not a curated record. NCBI's taxonomy places the organism in Eukaryota, Viridiplantae, Streptophyta, Magnoliopsida, Malpighiales, Euphorbiaceae.
GUAUAUAACACACAUAGAUUUUCCAUAGAUUUGAGUAAAACAAUUAGUGAUCAAUUCAAGAUUAAUGGAGUUUACACUUCUAUACUACUGUUUGGCUUUAACUCUUCCUAUUCUCUUUCUUUUCUUGAAAUCAUGGUCUCAAAAAAGAACACAACGCAUAAAAAACCUUCCACCAAGCCCGCCUGCUAUUCCGAUUCUAGGUCAUCUCCACCUCGUCAAGCCGCCCCUCCAUCGAUCCCUCCUUAGCCUCUCCAAAAAAUACGGUCCCAUCAUUUCUCUCCGAUUCGGUUCUCGCCCGGUGCUCAUCGUAUCAUCACCAUCCGCAGUCGAAGAAUGCUUCACGAAAAACGACGUCAUUUUUGCCAACCGCGCUGCUUUAACGAUUAACACCUACGUCGGGUAUAAUUCCACCACUCUCGGAACAUCUCCAUACGGGGACCAUUGGCGCAACCUUCGUCGAAUAAGCGCUGUCGAAAUAUUCUCAUCGCAUCGCCUAAACUCGUUCAUAGGAAUCCGACGAGACGAAAUAAAGAGCUUCCUUAAGACCCUCUAUCAAGCUUCAGGAGAGGGUUUUGGUAAGGUGGAGUUGAAAGAAAUGCUGAUGGAGCUAAACUUGAAUAUAGUUAUGAGGAUGAUCACAGGGAAGAGGUACUAUGGUGAAAGAAAUUUGACGGGCAAGGAUGAGACAGAAGCAAAGGAAGUUAGGGAUUUGGUGACUGAGCUUUUUGAAUAUGGUGGAGCCUCAUAUUUGGGAGAUUUCUUGCCAUUUUUACAGUGGAUUGACUACGGAGGAUUUUUGAAGAGAAUAGAAAGGAUUGGAAAACAAACUGAUAAGUUACUGCAAGGUCUUAUCGAUGAUCAUCGAGAUGAUGAUGAGGGUAGUUCUGGAAGAAGGAACACAAUGAUCAGUCAUCUUCUUUCUCUGCAACAAUCAGAAACACAAAGUUUUUCAGAUGAAAAUAUUAAAAGUCUUAUUCUGGACAUAAUAUUUGCUGGUACAGAGACAACAGCCGUUACAUUAGAAUGGGCAAUGUCUUGUCUUAUAAAUCACCCAGACGUUCUUGACAAAGCCAAACAAGAAUUGGACAGUCAGAUUGGCCAAGAAAACUUGCUUGAUGAAUCAGAUCUCUCUAAAUUACCAUAUUUGCAGAAUAUCAUAACAGAGACAUUAAGAUUAUAUCCAGCCGGACCGCUUCUUCUCCCACACGCAUCGUCUCAAGCGUGUACUGUCGGAGGAUACCAUGUAGAAGCCAAUACAAUGCUUAUGGUUAAUGCAUGGGCUAUACAUAGAGACCCUGAGAUAUGGGACGAUGCGCUUAAAUUUAAACCCGAGAGGUUCCAGAUUAUGGGAAGCAACGAUCAGAUUUACAAGUUGAUGCCUUUCGGAAUGGGACGAAGGUCAUGUCCGGGAAUGGGUCUUGCUAACCGUGUUUUAGGGUUUGCUUUGGGGUCUAUGAUUCAUUGCUUUGAUUGGAAAAAGAUUAGUGAUGAAGAAAUUGAUAUGUCUGAAAGAGUUGGUCUCACCAUGCCCAAAGCUGAGCCUUUACAGGCUAUGUGCAAGGCUCGUGCUAUCAUGAAGAAAUUGGCAUCUUCUUUCUGAUGAAAAUAAAUUUGAUUGUAAAGUUAUUAAGACUCUUAUUGUAUUUAGAUUCCAGUAUUUAGUUAUCAUAUUUGAAAUAAAGUUGUUUUGCCUUGA